Aphidius gifuensis is the source of this 2065-nucleotide messenger RNA. RefSeq names its product leucine-rich repeat-containing protein 58. The coding region runs from base 919 to 1965 and encodes 348 amino acids. NCBI's taxonomy places the organism in Eukaryota, Metazoa, Arthropoda, Insecta, Hymenoptera, Braconidae. Gene Ontology annotation, molecular function: protein binding. The transcript has 3 exons. The record is from RefSeq and is a predicted model, not a curated record.
CACCAAAAAGAAAAACACUAUUUUUGUUGCAAAAAAAAGUGUCAUAGCUCAUAAGUAUUCGAGAUUGCCUCCAAUUUUAAUGAGACUAGUUUUUUUAUUCAAUUUUAUAAAGUUUCUAUAAAUUUUAUAUCAAAGAUUCAAAACGUACUAUGAUAAAAUAAUUGCUCCGUCAUUUCUCGGAUUUUCUUAGCAAUCGCUCCGUUUCACUCUCCGUAUUUCUUCAAAGAUUUUUGAUUAAAAAUUUUUCCGCGUUUUUCUCAAGAUAGCCACUCAUUUUUCCACCAUCAAAUACACCAAAAUCAAUUUCUUUUGCUAAAUUUGAACUAAACUUACUCCUCCUUACUAUCAAUUGAUAGUAGUUUAAUUUUUUGUUUUUAUUCAUAUGUUGUUAAUGAAUCAUAAUAAUAUUUUUAUGUUCCAACGAACAUAAGAAAAAUGUUUGUAGUUCAAGGUCACGAGAUACUUGUUUUUUUUUUUUCAUUAUCAAAUGGUAUACUCAAACUGUUUUAAAAACAGUACGAAAGACAAAUGAAAAAAAUUAGAUAAAAAUCAUUACAGUCAUUAAUGUUGUGUCAUUUAAAGAUCAUUCAGAAAUUGUAAACAAUAACUCAAAAAAUCAUCUUGAUAAUGAGAAAUGUUUAAAGCGCUGAUCAGCCAUUUAACAAACAUCAGUCUCAAUUUUGUCGUAGAACGCAUUAUUGAUUUGAAAUACUCGUUAGUAAUAUAUAAAAAGACAAAAGAUAAGACAAAAAUUUUUUCCGAUUUUUUUUUUUUUUUUUUUUCAAUAAAAUAAAUAUAUAAAUAAAAAAUAGAAUUAAAAAUUUAUUUGCAAUUUUUUUUUAUAUUGCUCGUGAUAAACAGCUCGUUGUAAAACAACUCUUCUUUUUUUUAAUAAAAAAAAAAAAUAAAUAAAACAAAAUGGAAAAUUACACAUCAGACUCAAGUGAUUCAGAUUCAUCAACAAAAACGUUGGACUUGUCUUACUUGAUGCUAGAUGAUAGCCAGUUAAAUAAUCUCAUUGAUUCAACAAAAAAAAUAAAAAACAUAGAAACACUUCUACUACAUCAAAAUAGAAUAUCAACAAUUCCAUCAUCAAUAUCAAAAUUUACAAAUCUUCAAACACUUGAUAUAUCAAAUUGUAGCUUGACUCAGCUACCAGCUUACAUUGGUGAUUGUCCUUUAACAUGUUUAAUUGCCAAACACAAUAGUUUAACAAAUGAAUCUUUACCAAAAACAUUUGACAACUUAAUAGCAUUGCGAGAAUUGAAUCUCAGUGGCAACAGAUUGACUGAAUUUCCAGAACAAAUAUUACAAAUUGCUGGAUUAAAAUAUUUGUAUCUUGGUGGUAAUAGAAUAACUGACAUAAAAAAAGACAUUUGGAAAAUGAAUAAACUUCAGGUACUGUCAAUGGGAGGUAACAUGCUGACUGAUGUACCAUCAUGCCUUGGAAAAUUAACAUCAUUACAAGCACUAAUACUUUGUGAUAAUAUGCUGGAGAGCUUACCACAAUCAAUAGCUAAUUUAAAAAAUCUUAAAUCAUUAUUAUUACAUAAAAAUCAAUUGAGAACAUUACCAACUGAAAUAAUAGCACUCAAAGAACUUACUGAGCUAUCACUGAGAGAUAAUCCACUUGUUGUAAGAUUUGUGUCAGAUAUGAGCCACAAUCCCCCAUCAUUACUUGAAAUUGCUGCUCGUGUUGUUAAAACAAAUAACAUUGAUUAUACUGUUAUCAAUUUACCAAUGACACUAAUUGAUUAUCUCAACAGUGGACAUCACUGUGUCAAUCCAAAAUGUCAAGGUGUAUUCUUUGAUAAUCGAGUUGAACAUAUUAAAUUUGUUGAUUUUUGUGGUAAAUAUCGUCUUCCAUUGUUGCAAUAUUUAUGUAGUAGCAAGUGCAUUGGGCCUAGAGAUGGAGAAGAAGAAAUUGUUAGUGGUGCAAUGAUUAGAAAAGUACUUCUUGGUUAGAGAAAUUUAUACAAACGUUGUUAAUUUAUAUAAGAAUAAUCAAUAAUUGUUGAUGUUUUUCUUUUUUUUAAAUUGUUUUAUAAAUAUACCUAUAAAAAAA